Messenger RNA from Cylicocyclus nassatus, 2184 nucleotides. NCBI's taxonomy places the organism in Eukaryota, Metazoa, Nematoda, Chromadorea, Rhabditida, Strongylidae. The record is from the annotation of a GenBank genome assembly.
AUGACGACAACAAUAAGAGCAUACAAAGGACUAGUGACAAAAAGGAAUGAUGUGGCACUGAACUGGCUGCAAGAGUCGGCUCAGCUCCUUCAAAGGAUAGAACAAGGAGGUGUAGCAGCGCAACGCGAACGAGCCAAGGAGAUUAUGAUGGACAUCACCACGUGCGAGGAGUACAUAGACCUUCUAGAAGCUUCAGUAACCAAGUUAACGAAAGCCUUCGACGGUCUACAAGACGCCACCGACGAAGAAGAAGAUCAACUAGACAAACUCGUUGUUUUCACCGACGCUAGCCAAUACGCAAUCGCAGCAUGUGCGUAUCUCACCUCGCAAGAAGAAUCCAACAUCAUUAUGGCAAAAUCCAAACUGCCCUCCAUCAAAACCUCGAUGACGAUUCCCAAGUUGGAGAUGAAUGCACUGACGCUGGGCGUAAGAAUGUCUCGCUUUAUUUGUGAAAUGUUGGAACCAUCCUGCAAAAUCAAGGAAGUGAUUCUAUACACAGACUCGGAUAUCGUGUUAGGGUGGAUAAGAACCCCUCCAUCGCGACAAAGCGCAGGCAUUCUAGUCACAAACCGAUUAUCAGAGAUUAGACGAAUCAGCAAUGAUCUCCGCAGCCAAAGCACCACGUGUCUCUUCGGACACGUCUCAACGGCAGAAAAUCCAGCCGAUUGCGGAACAAGAGGACUAUCAGCAGAAGCUUUACAGAACCAUAUCUGGUGGACAGGACCUGAAUUCACCAACAAACCGGAUCAUUCAAAGCUGAGUACGGUUGCUGAUUUCGAACAAUCGACAAUGAUGUCAGUGGAGGCAGUAACUCUAAACUCGUCAGAAGAGGUAUCUAAGGACGAAGUGGUCGACUUGAGCAGAUACAGCACCCUUGAGAAAGCUCAAAGAGUGCUAGUGUAUGCACUUCGAUUCAUAAACAGAUCCCUGAGUCAUUUUCCCCACGAAGGAAGAUUGGCAAUACAACAACACAUACCGGCUCUCAAGGAAAUUUCACCGUCACAAACCAUCACCGGGAUCGAGAUGCACGAAGGUCGAAUGUGCUUGAUUCGAGACCAUCAGAAGAACUAUGUGAAAGAGCAUCAGAUCAAGUCGCAGAAGGAACUGAAUAUCCGACAAGACGAAAAAGGAAUCCUGCGCUGUUACGGACGUCUACAACAAGCAGAUGUACCAGUAACGGCAGAAACACCAAUCUACAUUGCACCCAAAACUAUGAAUAAGCCUCAUUUGCUUAUGUCCAGUAAACACUCCCGUUCACGCAAUAGGAUGGAUGACGAUGGUACACGAAGCGUAUACUUGUUAUCAAAAAGAUACGAAGAAGAACGUCACUCUCAAACUCGUUCAAUCUACCUUACACCCACAAUGGACGAACAGGGAAGGCAGAGACGAGGACGGAAAGGAUCCGUGAGUGAGGCUAAAACACAUGACGAAGUGUGCGUACGAGAAAGAAGAGGCAAGGGAAAGGGAAGAAAAAAGAAGUCCGGACCGUCAAAACAGUCUCAUGUACGAUCUAGAGGAUCCAAAGGAUCUAUCAAAUCUAAAAAUGGGUCGUCAGGUUCUCUUGUAAACGUCAAUAAACUGCAGCGGCAACCCGCAAAACCUCGUAAAACUAGAAGCAAAGGCAAAGCGAAGGAAAAGCGCAAAUCGCCAAAUAGAGGACAGUUGCGGAAGAAGGGGUCUGUUGAAUCACGCAGUGAAGACGAUGAGCCAAAGCCCGUUAAUGUAAGAAAGCAGGGUUUGUCGGCUGAGAACUUGCAACGUGCUAUUGCGCUAGUAAAUCGACAUCAUGAAGCUGUACGUAAAAAGGAAGAAGAACGAUUGAGCAGAGAACGUUCCCUCGAAGAAGAGCGACGGCGUUUACGAGAAGAGGAAGAUGAAUUGUUCAAAGCUUAUAAGGCUGAAGGGUUGAAAUGGGGUUUCGAACUAAACCGUGAUGAUGAAUGGGUUGAAAAUGAUGAUUGUUCAGGAAAAAGGUAUCUCAAAUGGGUUAUGAGUCAUAUGAGAUCCCCUAAAACAAAUUUUUCAGGAGACCUGACAUAUUAUAUGGCUUUUGCCUUACCAGACACCUAUCCACCUGCUUCGCAUUCCUCCAUUUACAACCGUAACUUUUACUACGGACCCUUGAAGAACCCCGCAAUGUCCCUAACGUAUUCCCCGUGUUACAUCGCUUUACAUGCACUUUGA